UAAAAAAUUUCCAUAUUCUUGAGUGUGUUUUCAGAAAAAGUUUUCAGAACAUUUAUAUGUAUGCACAUUUCUACACUAGUCGUACACAAGAGUAAUGCUUGUAUAUACCAUAAAUACAUUCAAAAAUAAGAUCUCGUAAACUUCAAAAUAAUUUUAUGUAUUUUUCUGAAAAUAAUGUUCCUUCUCUUAAUAUGUCAGGCAUUUGGUGUUGUUUUGCGAGCUCUUAUGUUUAAAAGUGUCUGAAUUCCAAAUGAAUGGCAUCAAUAUUUAACGUAUUAUUUUAACAUAUUUAAAUGAAACAAAUUAAAUAAAUAAUCAUAAACCUCUGGCUGGCUAUGUUACUAUCACUAUUAAUGAAGUUUGACAAAAGUACUGUUUAUUCUAGAAAUCCAACAUUACCAUUGUGUGCUUUGAAAUAUAAAUAAAAUCGCUCACAUAUUUAGAUACCGAUUCUAUUGUAUAUGUAAGCUAUCUCCCCUUAGAAAAGCAAAUAUGUAUAAGCAUUUAUAAAUAAAUUGAUGUGUUUACUCUCCGUAUGAAUGUUAACCUAUCUUUUAAAAAUAUCGUUGUGAAAAUAUGUGAUGUGCUAAUGCGCUGACAAUAAAUAUGUAUCAAUCUUAGUGUCAAACUUAAAAAUGUGUACUCCGAACCACUUUAUAAACAAAAAGAAAGUAUAAAGACCUUUUGGUAUAUAUCUAUACGAUAUCAUCUUUACAUUCUGUGUCAGCCUAAAAUAUGGAAAUUCCAAAAGAAAACGAAGAAUCAGUGAACUGUUUGACGAUAUUGAGAAGUUCCGUGGCGGCCGUAAAAAAAAGGUCAGGGCCGUUGGAUAUGGUACUUGACGAGGUUAACGACGGUACAGUCGCAUCGAAAAUAUGGUCGUUGGCACCAGAAGAUCCACAUUGUCCAGAUGCCAUCAGCAUGCGUAGGCCAGUGAAUUUUGCAAGUAAGCACUUUGAAGAGGCUCCUUCUCCAAAUAAAGUGCGUCGUCGCAGCAUAAAAGACAAGGAAAAAAAACGCGAGCGCUGGCUUCUAACUAGGAAAACCUGGAGAUAUAUGACAGAUGCAGGACGCAAACUAAUUCCCGAUGGUUAUCAAACAGGGUCAGGUAAUCAUGACCUUAUUGAAGAUCAGUUUCAACGGGUGUGUUUAUCUGAACCAAGUUUUAUUUUAUGGAGUCGAAGAAAAUCAUACCCUGGAGCAUUCGGCAGUUCUAAGCGGAGAUUAAAACCAUUGUCGAGGCACGCAAGUGCUAGCCGCAGAAAACACACAGUUGAUGCAACAAAAGAUUAUCAUAUUGCCGAUCGAGUCAUCGAAUUAUUGCAGACGUAUCUUAAUCUUCGUGAUGCAUACAAAAUCACAACAUUACUUGGAACUAAAACGGUUCGGCCAGACCAAACGUCAUCACCUAGUGCACAAAGGCCCAACUUUAAAAACAAGAGUGCCAACCAUCAAGUAAUGUCCUCCGGUACAUCGAUUCAAAGAGAGCUUUUGUCCCAUCUUAAAUUGUUAUCUAAUUGCCCCAUAUUUGCACAUGAGGGAAUUCAAUUUAAGUUUGGCGAUGCAGACAUUCUCGACGACAAAGUUCUUUUGAAAAAAAUCUACAGCGCACUUAAGAAACAACAGCUUCAUCGAACGCUACAUUCCAAUGAUCCGUAUAAAGUUAAUAUUUCGACUUCAUUGUCUUGCCUAUUAAAAAAUGGAAUGCAAUCAUCUAGAGGUAAUACUGAUAGUCAUAGAAGCAAUAAGUUACUACAUGAAAAUUUCCUAUGUCUGAAGAAUUGUGAUACUAAACCAAUUUUAACAAGUCUCAAUAAAGUUCCGCAGGACGUUGAGUUUAAAAACAAAUACCAUUCGAAUGGACAGAGCGUUGAGAGAAUCCUGAAAACCUGUGGAACUCAAACGAAUUUCAUUAAACUUAGCGAGUUAAAAAUUUUGGCGCAGCAGUACAUCUCUAUGGUUACAAAUUGCGAUAAUACCUUGAAUAUAUUAGAAGAGCCUACUAAAAAAAACUGUUUAAAAUCUUCACAUUUAACAUGUAGGAAAAGUUCACUUGACGAAGAUAUUUCUCAGUCAGUUAGCGAUACGAUUAAACGGUAUUUGAGCAUGGCAAGAAAAAAAAGUAUGCAAGAUUCUGACUCAAAUCGAUUUAAAUCUAUUAACUAUGAUAAGAACUUAAGAAAUAUCAAAACAAAGCGCGUAAUAAAUCCACCGGGAAUAAGUGCAGGAUUACACAAGGCUGUACAAACUUUAAAUGCUUGGCCACUCAUAGCUUUGGAUUUUAUACGGGGAAACGAAUGUUCUUUGAAUCUUAAAAACGCUCACGUAGAAUGGUUAAGAUUAGAGGAUGAGCGAAGUCAGAUAAAUUUAGAGUGGGACAAUAAUCCAACAGAAUUAAGAGGUAAAGUGCAUCCUCCACAAAUCGCAAGUCCUGCAAACAGCCAUCCAUAUUCCAAUUGCACUUCUGCACCUACUUCGCCGACUAGUCAUUCAAAGUUAGAAAAGGCUAUAAGGACUUCCAGUGGACUAAUCUCUUCAAGUUCUCAAUUUAUUUUAAAUAUUUUGCACGGACAUAGCAAUGCUGGAGAGCAAUUUAACACAUUUACAAACAAAUUCCUGGAUUCGAAUAAGGGUCAUGCAACGGCAAGUAUGCAGAAGUCAAAAUCGUUAUCUAAUGUGGGCCAAUUUGUAGCAAAACGAAUGUGGCGGAGUCGAUCCAAAAGCCAAAAUAAGCGGAGUUGCUCUAAGAACUCUACACCAACUCUAAAAUGGUAUCCGUCGGAGAAUUAUUUAUGGAUUUCAGAGUCUGGCGAAUCUUUUCAAAUGGUGGAGACAAAUCUAACAAGGCUGUCAAAAACAGAAUCAGAUAUAAUAAAAAGUUUUGCUUUGGAAAAAAUUCAGGAACUAAAUAUUGGGAAUAUUGAAGAUUUGAAGUUAUCGUCACAAAAACGACGCGCUGCGCCAAAAAAAAAAUCAUUGACUACAAGCUUUUUUGAUAAUGGAAAGAAAGAUGAUCAGAAGGCUCGCGCAGUAUUGUUCGGAACUUCUUUGGAAUGUUGCUUAGAAAGAGACAGAAAACGAAACGUUUAUAUAGAAGACCGAUCAAAGUAUUCACUAAUGUCAGUGUUUCGUGGAAGCGGUAGUAGCCCAGGGAGUGUUUUAAAGCUUAAUGAUAAUGUCAGGUCAUGUGAAAGCUUACCAUCAAAGUCCCUUGAAUACGGAAUUACGGACCUUUCUGAAUAUUUUAGAGGCUCCUUUACAAAUAUAUCAAAGCCUUUAGCAUCGCUAUCUCAGUCUGAAAUGGAACACAGUGAAAUUAAUUUCGUUAAAUCCUAUCAAGAACAAUCACAAUUAAUGGUACCAAUGUUCGUAAACAACUGCAUUGAUUACUUAGAAGAGAAUGGGUUACAACAAGUUGGACUCUUUCGGGUAAGCACGUCCAAAAAACGAGUAAAACAAUUGCGGGAGGAAUUCGAUAAAGACAUUAAUCUUGGAAUUUCUGUUGAUACAUGCCCACAUGAUGUAGCCACACUCCUCAAAGAAUUUCUACGUGAUCUUCCGGAACCACUACUUUGCAACACACUCUAUUUAACGUUUUUAAAAACACAACGUAUUCGGAAUCGACGCUUGCAACUAGAGGCUAUUUCACAUUUGAUAAGACUACUUCCCAUACCACACAGAGACACGUUGUAUGUCUUACUAGUAUUUCUAGCUAAAGUGGCAGCACACAGUGAUGAUAUCUGGUCUACUGAUGGAUGUUGUUUAACUCUUGGAAAUAAAAUGGAUAGCAAUAAUCUAGCCACAGUAUUUGCUCCAAAUAUUUUGCGAAGCACUCUUUUGACAUUUUCAAGGGAUAAAGAGAAAGAAAAUAUGACCGAUGCCAUUAAUGUCGUAAGCCUGAAUUUCGCACAACGUCAUUUUCAAGACUUUUUGAAGCCAGUACCCAAACUACUAUCUCGUAAAAGAACCAUGAUAAAUCACUAUGAAGAACUUUUCAAGAUAUCAGCAGAAUUACUGAAUGUUAUUUAUACGCAAGUACUCGAAACUUGCCCCGAAAAGUUAUAUGACUUGAUUUCAACGAAAGUAAAUGGAUCCGAAUGGACCCAACAGAAAAUAGUGGACCCUCAACCAAGCAGUUUAUCAGAUGUCGCUUUCGAACCUCCGAUUCAAGAAAUGCGGAAUGACCAUAUCAAUGAUUUAAAUAACAUUGAUUUAAAAAAUUGGCAAGAUAAGCAAGCAGGUCAUAGUGAUCUGGCGGAAAGCCUUAAUGAAAAUUUAGAGAUUCUCACCGCUAGUCUCAGAAUAUCUGUUCCUGAACAAAGUCACAUAAGUCCCAAAGAGUCUAUAAAAAACCAAGAACCUAAAAUGCCAUACAAAAAGAUUUCUACGGCUAGCCCCCUAGCCAAUAUAUCAGAUGUUGGUGUCAAGACAUUAGGAGCAGUUGACGACGAGCUUGAAAAUAAAAUUAAAAUACCUACAUCUAACAAUUUUUUCGGCAUACAUAAACAGGAUAUACUCAAAAACACAACGUAUAAGCGACAGCACCUAAUUUCAAGCUCAAGACGAAUAAACCAAGAACCAUAGAUAAUGCGUAUUAUAAUCAUUUAUAAAUAUAUUUAACU
Messenger RNA from Drosophila erecta, 4622 nucleotides. It is a transcript of the gene RhoGAP102A, whose product is annotated as rho GTPase-activating protein 6. The record is from RefSeq and is a predicted model, not a curated record. The transcript is spliced from 13 exons. Gene Ontology annotation, biological process: signal transduction. NCBI's taxonomy places the organism in Eukaryota, Metazoa, Arthropoda, Insecta, Diptera, Drosophilidae. The coding region runs from base 736 to 4584 and encodes 1282 amino acids.